This is a messenger RNA of Candidula unifasciata, 2205 nucleotides long. The record is from the annotation of a GenBank genome assembly. Lineage: Eukaryota; Metazoa; Mollusca; Gastropoda; Stylommatophora; Geomitridae.
AUGACAGCACCACCCACAGACACAUCAGCCACCAAGUCGCUGCCAGGGGCAGUCACCCACCUGUCCCGUCUGCCACAGUUUGAGUCAGCAGCCGUGGCAGCCACAGAUAACAUGGCAACUAAUGCAUCAGCUUGCAGUCGUCCAGGUAUCUCUUAUCUCUCUUUGUUGUCUCUUUGCUGUCCACCUGCAGACAUUCCUCUGCCUCUCCCAGUGUUCGUCCCAUCCAAGGCUUUCAUCGUGGAGGCGGAUCACAACCCGUUCAAGUGUCCCCAUCAGGGCUGCAACAAGGCUUUUCGCAAGGAAAACCUGCUCACUUACCACAUCAAAUAUUACCAUACACAGUCAGAGCCGGCAGGGUCCUUGGCUUGUGACACCAUGGGAAGCGUCACAUCUCCACUACUGCAGUCGCCCGUCGGAACUCCUGGCAUUAGGAAAAGAAGGAAGAAAACAAGCAGUAUUUGUUCUACAGACUCGGAUGUGUCAGUAUCAUCCAAGGGCAAAUCUUCAUGUAAACGUUACCGGGACUCGGAGUUCUCCUCGUUGGCAGCAGCCACAAGCCCUGAUAUCCUUGGUCGAGACUUGUGGACAGAUGGCAAGCAGCCUCACAUGUCACACCAUAGUGCCACGGAGGAGUUUGUGGCAGUUGACACAGAGGAUGAAGAUAUGGAGGCUGAUGUGGUUAAUUGUGUGUGCGGUCUUCGGGAGACCAGUGGACUGAUGAUACAGGUCAGUAUCCGAGACAGUUGUCGAUACAUGUUUGACAUGGGCUGGGAGCGGCGAGGUGAACUGCCAUCGUUUCCUUUCGUCUCUGACAGCUCUAUGGAGCAUCUCAAGUCUAUAGCCUGUGAAUGUAACGAGAUGAUCUCCGCUAUUCAAGCUAUCAAGGCAGCACUACACUCCACACGCCGACAGAUCAAAAUCUCCAAGGAAGAUGCAGACCCAGAGUUCCAACUGUGGCAGACCGACUGGGACAACUGGACCAAACCAGAAGAGGAUCUAACCUUGACCCCUCGUUCAGGGGAUCCUGACCCCUCCCCCACUCCAUCCACAUUUCUGUUUUCUGCAGCACCUCACCCAGAUAUCACAUCCGCCACAACCGAAGUUUGUUCUCCUUCCAUCAUGGUGUCGUCAUCUGAUCCUUUGUUGCAGUCGAUGCUGCAUGUCACAGCGACAUUGGCAGAGGCAGCCUCGAUCUUAGACCUGCCACCAGUCAUGUCCCAGCCGUCGACAACAGAGGCAUCCACUUCAGCAGUCACCCCACCAGCGGUUGGUUCUCACACAGACAUACUUUCAUUAGCUGGUUCAAAUCCUGCCCCGCUGAUAACUCCAUCAUCAUCAUCAUCGUGUGCUGGACAUAGCCACACCAUGACAUCUUUUCAAGCACAGGCUGGUGGUUUGGUUCGAGAUUUGUUUUCUGGUUGUCAUGGAGACAACCCACAGUCCUCGUCUGCAGACAGAAUUCAGGACAUGGACUGUCGAACGGAAAGUUCUGAAGAGAAAGAAACUGAGCAACCCUCACCAGUUGAUGAAAAAACAAAAUCUGAUGGAGGCAGCAAUAACACUGUGUUGUUACAGUUGGGCAGUGAAAGGUUUCCAGAACCUUCCUCAUCAGGUUUACAACUGGCGUCUGCUGGGACAUCAUCCUCAAAUCCUGCAGUUUGUAAUGGGGUGUGUUUGGAUGUGAAAACUAAUGGGCGGGACUUCAGCCUGGAGACAGUGUCUUCCUGUGCUCUGAUGUCACCUGGACGGGAUGCUGCUGAACGACAUGGCUCGUUGUCAUUACUUGUUGGCGGUGACAGCCAGGACCAGCUGUCAUCGUCAUCCCUGAGUGCCAGGUUGGAUAGGACAGUGGAGAUGAAUGACAGCACACAUGUGACCUCUCUGUACUUGGAUCCGCAGGUGGACGGUGAUGAUGAUGAUGAUGUUCCCGACAAUGAUACGGACACAGCUGAGGAGUCCUUAGAUCCAUACAGAAACUGUGAGCAGAACUUGCUGAUCCAUGUCAGCCGAGUCCACUCAGACAUCGAGAAACAGCUGGAACUGCUGGAGCAACAGAUCACAGACCUGGAGACCUCCGAACACAGCAACCCCACGGUGCAUCUCACUGAAGACAAUGUUCUCAACGAUGUGCCAGCACUGAAGAAAUCUCUCAGCAAGUUGUGCAGAAACCUGGCCAGCUUGGAGAAGUUGUGUGUCCACCACUAG